AUGUCUACCUCAAAUGCAACAAAUUAUGGCACCGUUAAGAAUACCUCUUCUCCAAAGGUCAUGGGAAUAGCAAAUUUCACAAAAUGGGUGAAAGUGGCCAUAUUACGAAAACCACCAAAUCAAAACCAUAUUCUCUAUCGAUCAACAAAAGUAAGAAGGUCAAGUUCGAUCAAAAGAUCCGUUUCUACCAAUAAAGUAUCCUCCACAACCAACCCCCCUUUAACCAAUUCCCCUUUACCUAAAUCACGGAAUUUCAUUCGUCACAAAUCUAACAAACUUGUGACGCCUCGUGAUAAAAGAGCGAAAUCGUUAAUUAACGAUGUGGAAUGUGCUGGUAACAAUUCUUGGAUUGACCAAGAAGAACCAUUGGAUAAAGAUGAAAUGAUAAUACCCGGUUUAAAACCCGCUCUUAUUGAUAUGUACGAAAUGCCCGCCGUCAUAUCUAAUAGAUCACCUCGUCAACAACCACCUUCCCCUAAUUAUGAUUCUAAUGAUGUCAUAAUAUCUAGAGUUGGUUACCUGGAGAAUACGAAUAUUGUUAAAGGUUCGGUUGAGCAUUUCGCCUACCUUCGCUCCGUAAGAAAAUUACGUGUUGGAAAGCGUCCAAUAUCUCAAGCCCUUUCGUUAAAUAAAAUUUUGGCAAAACUUUCUUCACAAGUAUCUGAUAAAGUACAUAAAGAAUUAAUUCAUUAUAAAAGAGUUUAUGAAUUAAAUAGACAACAAGAUAACAAUAAUCAUAACGGUUCCCCUUCUUCACUCCCAAACAAAUCAUGCACAAAUCAAAGAUUAUCAGUGAUAUUGUCUGGUGUACAUAAAUCUCCUAUUACAAUGAAAUAUCGUCCUUCUUAUGCCACUUCUAAAGUUGUGACGGUAUUUGAUGAUGAACUAAAUCAAUUGGUCGUAAAGGAAUUACCCAUGGCGAGAAGAAGAAAGAGAUUAAACAGUUUAACAAAUACUCUUGAACCUGAUAUUUAUCUAUCGGAUAUUAUCGAAAUAUCUGAUGAUGAAGAUGAUGUUCCUUUAUUCGUUCUUAAAGAACAAUUUCGGUAUUCUGGAAGAGGUCCUGUUUCCUUAAAAAAUUUUAUGUCUUCUGUGGAAGAUAAUAAAUCAUCUCAUUUGACUUUGGCCGUGUAG
Funneliformis caledonium is the source of this 1134-nucleotide messenger RNA. Lineage: Eukaryota; Fungi; Glomeromycota; Glomeromycetes; Glomerales; Glomeraceae. The record is from the annotation of a GenBank genome assembly.